UCAGGCAGGGACUGCUGGGGCGACUGGGGCAAGCGUGGCUCAUCAACUCUGACCUUUGAGCUCUUUGAAUCGGAGCAAAGUGCAGAAUUGAAAGCAGAAACACAGAACGUCGGUUGUUGCUGCUCAGAAUGGUUGUUGCAUUUUAGCAUGGCAGUCAACAUACCUGGGCUUAUCGCAGUGAUCGUAUUUUACAUCAUAAUAUUCCUGGUUGGUUUAUUAGCUGCUCGAAAAAAGAAAUCCGGAGAUGAAGCUGAGGGAGGGGAGGGAGAAGAGGUCAUGUUGGCCGGAAGAAGUAUUGGACUUUUCGUCGGAACAUUUACCAUGACAGCAACAUGGGUAGGAGGUGGAUACAUAAACGGUACAGCUGAGUCCGUGUACACUUCUGGUCUGGUCUGGGCCCAGGCUCCUUGGGGAUAUGCUGUAAGCUUACUUAUAGGUGGUUUCUUCUUUGCCCAAACUAUGCGCGAAAAAGGCUACGUAACAAUGUUAGACCCGCUGCAGGAGAAGUACUCAAACUGGAUGGGCGGGUUUUUAUACAUCCCGGCAUUUCUUGGCGAAACGAUGUGGACCGCUGCCAUCUUAGGCGCCCUGGGAGCUACACUUAGUGUUAUUCUGGACCUCAACAUUGAUUUAGCAGUUAUCAUUUCUGCACUUAUUGCUGUUGGAUACACAUUCUUCGGUGGCUUGUACUCUGUUGCUUAUACGGAUGUUGUACAACUAAUCUGCAUUUUUGUUGGCUUGUGGAUCACAAUCCCGUUUGCGAUGACGAAUAAGCACGUGAAAAAAAUUGCAACAACAAGUUCCACGUGGGUUGGAACAUACGAUGAUAAGUAUACAGGGGAGUGGCUUGACUAUGCAAUGCUUCUGUGCUUUGGCGGUGUUCCGUGGCAGGUUUAUUUUCAAAGAGUCUUGUCUUCCAAAUCAGCAAAAAAUGCGAAGAUUCUGUCAAUCAAUGCCGCUUUUGGCUGUAUUGUAAUGGCCAUUCCAGCUGUCUUGAUUGGUGCCAUUGCGAAAUCUUCUGAUUGGUCUGACGUCAAAAUUCCCCAUGCCUUAGCCAGUGAUAAUAGCACAUUAGCUGACUCAAGACUUGUACUGCCGCUAGUGUUACAGUAUCUUACCCCAAAAUGGGUGUCAUUUUUUGGCCUAGGCGCCAUCUCGGCAGCUGUCAUGUCAUCCGCUGAUUCCUCUGUUCUCUCAGCAAGCUCCAUGUUUGGUUAUAAUAUCUAUAAACAAAUUCUACGGCCUAAGGCCUCUGACCGUGAGCUGAUAUGGGUUAUAAGAAUUGGCAUCUUCUUUGUUGGUGCUCUCUCGACAGUGAUGGCCCUUACAAUCAAAAGCAUAUACAGUUUGUGGGCUUUAUGUUCUGAUCUUGUCUUUGUUAUAUUGUUCCCGCAGUUGCUUUGUGCCAUUUACGUGCCAUUCGUUAACACGUACGGAUCUGUUGCAGCGUAUUGCAUUGGCCUCAUCCUGAGGCUUGGUGGUGGCGAGGCUGUCAUUGGUCUCUCUCCAUUUAUCAAGUAUCCUUUGUACGAUGAAAAAUUGAAGAAGCAGCUCUUCCCGUUUCGAACAUUGGCCAUGCUUGUGUCAUUAUUGACACUUAUCUUGGUUUCUUUAUUGUUUCAAUUUCUGUUCAAGAAGUGCGAACUAUCAAAGAAAUUUGACCUGCUUCAAGCUUUUGAAUUGAAAGAAGGUACCAAUGUGAGAUCAGUAUCAUUAAGAGGCAACAAUUACGAGGAACAUAGAAAUGAAGACCAAAAAGAUAGUUUGUCAAAAUAGUAUCCUUUUUGUAUGAUUUCUUUCAUUCAUAUAUAGACUAUUUAACAUUUGUAUAUGCAAAGUAAAUGUCAUAGAUAUUUCAUUGACAUAAAAAAGUUUAACGAUAAAAAGAGCUGUUGAAUGAUAAAGUCAUCCUAUUUCUAGAAUUUAACUAUGAUAUAAGAAAAUAAACCAUGAAAUACCUCGAAAUGUGCAUAUCAGUUGAGAAUGCUACAAAUUGACUGAGAUGUAAUGUUAUGAAGAUGCCUCAUGAGCCCAUGCUCGUUCCCACCAAAUUGGUAAAAACAACAGUAAUUCGUCGAAAUAAUAAAAUACAGGUCUUUUACAUUGUAGCCAAUUCGCAAUAAAUUUUGUUGCUUUUUAAUAAUUAGAGGUAUUUCAUGGUGUUAUUUCGGGUUAUGAAGUUUCGGGUAAAAAUUUUAAAAAAUGUUCUAUGAUGUCAACAUUUAUCUCUCUGCUGAAACGCAUAACAAGCUCUUGAUUGAUGAAUUCUUCUUUUCACUCUUCAAUAACCAUAUUUAUCUAUGAUUAUAGCAUUUUGUCGUCAGGUGAUUUAAGUGAAGUUGAUAAGUAACGUAAACAAUGUAACGGUUGAUCAAUAUUGGAUAUAUACGUUUUAUCAAAA
Molecule: messenger RNA, 2401 nt
Organism: Rhopilema esculentum
Lineage: Eukaryota; Metazoa; Cnidaria; Scyphozoa; Rhizostomeae; Rhizostomatidae
Product: high-affinity choline transporter 1
Biological process (GO): transmembrane transport; acetylcholine biosynthetic process; choline transport
Cellular component (GO): plasma membrane
Molecular function (GO): choline:sodium symporter activity
Source: RefSeq, a predicted model, not a curated record